AUAAAUGAGAAAACGGCAAGGCCGUGAUUUUACGGAGGAAAGACUCCGUACGCUCAGCUGAUGCGAACAAAAAGAUGGGAGUUUUAUAAUGCUGAAUAAGUAUUGGCUGAUUAUUUAUAUAAAACAAUGCAGGAUGAAAAAUAAUUAACAAUGAAUGAAAAGAGUGGGAUUGCUGCAUUCGUAAAAGUAAAUAAUUAAUAUUUAGCUAAUUAAUUUAUCACUUGUAUACCAAUUUGUAUUUAUAUACUAGUUGUUUAUAUUAAUUAUAAUUUAUUACUAAUAUAACAACUUUGAUAGAGGGUGGUUGUGAUAUUUAUUUCUAACAAACAAACAAACAUAAAUAACCAGGACCUAUAUGAUUAAUGAACUCUGUGGGUCUCCAGACUCCAUUUUGACACACGCAAGCCAUAAUUUCCUAAAGUAACUAAACACAACAAAUUUAGCUCCCAAUCUGUGAAAAAUACAAAGUAAAUUUGAUGGAGAAAGUGAAAGUCACUAAUUAUUUUGAGUUUAUUUUGGGCUUUAUUGAGCUGAGCUCUAACGACCAGCUAUUCUGAUUUAAUUGAAAUUUAUAAGCCUGCAGAGCCUGGGUACUGUUUUGUUAUAAUCACACCGAGAAUUAGGAAACAAGUUGCUUAAAUAAUUAAAAAGGUAAGAGCAAAGCAGUGUAAAUCCGUUAACUUCACUGGAUCAUAGUGUUUAAACUGAUAAUAACUGGAUCGGGAAGAGCUACAGGUAAUGUUUACCUGAAUACCAUCAGAUUAAAAAUACAAACAUUUAAGGUUGUAACUUUUAAGGAAAAAAAACCGCACUCUUUAACAUAAUUACGUCAGCGAUUAUACAUUAAAUAUGCAAGACAUGGUGUUAGGUCUGUAUUAAAAGAUUAUUUAAACAUAUUUACCCAUUUUGAGCUCACGAACUAAAAUCGACACGUUGAAAUAAUUGUCGUUCCUCCAUUUCCGGGUUGCUUUCUCACAAACCCCGCCUUGAAUCUAAUGCACCAAUCGUAGAGCGCGUUCCAUCACGUCAUCGUCUUUACGCGGCCAAUCGCGUGUCGCGCCUGAGUCGGCGAGGCAAACACGAUUUUACAAUACACUACAAAGAGCAGCUGUGCGGUGAAGGCGGAGCUGAUUUCUCAACCGAACGCCCACUCAGAGCUGUUAGAGUAGGUUGUCACGUUCUAUCCAAUCAGCGAGAGGUUCCUUUGGUGCAUAAUGCAAGCUACACCAAUCGUAUUUGAUCAGAGGCGGGACUUGCUUCUACGAGACCUAGAAGGACGCCGUUGACUAGCCAACGAUAAAUAUUGACGUUACAGAGAACAAACAGCAAAAACAGAGGCACGGAAACGUUAGAACUUUGUAAAGAUGUUUAAAUUGAGGUCUUUUUAUUUUUUACAAUUAGUUUUAUAAAUGAUGAAUGAAACUCUGAUACUAAGUUAGUUCGUUUUCAUUUAGAAGUUGCAAUAAGGAUGACAAGAGCUUAAUUUUAGACUAUUCUAAGUAUUAAUAAAGAUGGACAAAAACAAUGGUUCGGUUUUGGAGAUAAAACGCAGUUGUCUCGUCACUAAAUCAGUGAAAUGUUUGCUGAAUGAGUUCCAGUGUGUGUACGGAGAGAAGCUCAGACGCCUCGAGUGUGAAAUUAAAGGCUCCCAAGAGGAGAUUUUGCAGAUGAAGAUCCGGAUCCUGUACUGUUAUGUAAAUGACCUGAGCGACCAGAAUCGAAUCUUGGUCCACACAGUGGAAGAGCUGGAGAAAGAAGCGAACGAGAAGGUCGCCGAUUUGAAAGCGAAACUUCAUACUGCAGCAGAAGGCAUUAACGAUUUGGACCAGCAGAGGAGGCGCCUGGAGGAAGACAACAAGCGCCUGAGAGCCGAGAUUCAGCAGCUGAAGGCUGAUGCUCAGACCCUUACACGUGUGAUACAAGAGGCUCAGCGUGCACACGGCCUGGACGUCACAGGGCUCACAUUAAAGACACAGACACUGGAGAGCAUCACAGACCAAUCAGCUCACAGCAGUCAGAUAUCGCAGAAGCCAGGCGACCUUAUGAAGGCUCAGGUGGAGGAUCUGCGGAAUCAGCUGAAGACCAAAAACAGGAUUAUUCGACGUCUGGAAGAGGAAAUUAAGAUGCUUUUGUCCCACAGAGUCCCAGAGAAGAAUGAGUUGCAGGGCAUAAGGGUUGCAGAAGCUCUGGAGGAGGUGUGUAAAGAGGAGGUGUGUAAGCCGAGCGUGGUGCAGAAGCGAAAACACACUGAGCAGAUACACAUGACGGAAAGCAGGCUGUCUGUGGCCCAGAAGCGACUGCAGGAGAACAAGAAGCAGAUCGCAGAGCUGAAAAAAGAGUGUGAACAUAAACAGAAAGAGGUGGAGAAGCUGCGAGAAGAGACCACAAGGUGUGCAGUGCUGGUGAAGGAGAACGCUGAGGAGCUUCAGACAGUAAUCUCUGAGAAGAGAAACCUGGAGCUGCAGCUCGCCGUAAUCGCUGAGAAACACAGAACGGCUCAACAAGAGGCGUCCAGCCGAGAUCGGGUGAUUCUGCAGCUGAGGGCGGAGCUUCGAGUCUCGGUGGAGAAGAACCAGGGAGUGCAGGAGGAGCUGGGGCUGCAGGAGGCCGAGGUCAGCAGGCUUAAUGAGAAGGUGAGGAAGCAGCAGGCCCACUUACAGGAGCUGAGAGAGCUGUGUCGCCACGGAAACGCCCGGAUGGACCAUGAACAGCAGAAAACACAGCAGCUUCAGAGUCAGCUACAGCUCGCCCAGCAACAGAUGACACGGCAGGCCGAGCGCGCGGAGCGUCUGCAGGGGGAACUGACCACCUCACAGCUCGACCACGCUGCCGACUCCGAGCGCUGGACUCAGAGGAACCUUCUCCUGCACAGAGAGGUCCAGCAGCUCCAAGAGCAGAACGUCCAGCACACGCAGAUCCUCGGAGAACUCCGAGAGAAGCUCAGAGCAGCCGAGCACACACAGCACCUCGCCACGGAGAAGGUAACAGAGUAUGAGGAGUUCCUGAAGAAGCGGGACACAGAGAUUAGACUUCUGAACCAGCAGCUGGAGGAGAUCCAGGACGAAGUGCAAAAGAGCAGGAACUCGUCCCAGAGUCACCGUUCUGCGCUGGACAUCUUCAAACAGAAAUACACCACUGCCAUGGAGAAGGUCCAACAACUGCAGGUCCUGAUCCAGAGAGCAGAGGAAGAGGCGGAGCUUUCUCAGAAACAGGUCGUCGAGGCCCGAGCAGAAGUUUGCAGUGUAAGAGCCGAAAUGUCCAGUCUGGAGUCUCGCUACGAGCAGACAGCGAAGCAAGCGGAGCUUUCGGAGGAGGCGAUGGAGCUGCUCACGGACGAGCUCCAGGCAGCGCUGGACAGCCUGAGGAGCCGAGAGGAGAGAAACCUGCAGGUCGAGAUGGAGGUGGCUGAGCUGCAGAACACACUCCUGACUCUCCAGACCAGAAGCGAAGAACUGCAGGAGCUCCGUGAGGAGAUGCGGAAAGUGACUGAGGAGAAGAACCAGAAGGAAAAGGAGAACCGGGUCAUGAGGAAUGAGCUCGAGCAGCUGGGUCGUGAACUUCAGCAGCUCCUCUCCUUCUUCACAGAAACAGCCGACACUGUACUCGAACGGGAAGACAGUGAUGUUUUCUUACCGUCAUUUCUCAAGAUUGCAGAGCAGCAGCCCAGUGACAAUCCUGAAGAGAAAGAGGACAUCCGUCAACUCACCCGGCUACAGUUGACUGUAGAGAAGCUUCGAGCCGAGGCCGGCGGUUUUCUGAGAUCUCUGCGGAACGCUGUAGGAGAGGCAGCGACGCAGCGGAGACUUGUUUGUGAGGCGGUGGGGGAACGAGACGAGGUCGGAGAGCAGCUGCAGCGGCUGAAAAGGAAUCUGGAGGAAACCCAGACAGAAAACGCUCACCUCCAUCAGGAGAGAGAACAGCUGGUGACCAACAUCAACCUCUGGAUCACUGAGCACAAGGCUGCUAACCAGAGUCUGGCUGGACGGAUCAAACAGCAGAACGAGCUUUUGACCGCCGUCAGUCUGGAGAGAGAGAACCGACUAGCUGAUAAUUUGAGCAAAAUAGCCGACAUCCAGUCAAGGCUGAGGUCCAACGUGCAGGCCGUCGAGCUGCUGAAUCAACAGCUGAGCAGCAUGAGUGAGGAGAACAAGAAGAACAGGAAGCUGCUGGAGAAGGAGAGGAAAAAGCGCUCACAUCUGGAGCUGUUGCUGGGCUUGAGGGUCGACCAGAGCUCGGUCCCUCUCCUUUCUCCUCCAUCCCUCGAGCCCUCAGAUCUGGAGCUUGACCAGAGUGAGUCGGUUCCAGAGCGGUUCUCGGCGCAGCUCAGGGGAACAUGUGAGAAGAGAUCAAAGUCUGCUUUACAGUAGCGUCAAGAGUCUUUUCAUCCAUUACUAAGAACCUACAACUUUCACACAGAGAGGUCAUGCGCAUGGCGGACACUGCGAACGACCAAUCAGGACACACACUUACUUUCCACUAACUACUCCGAACAAAAGCUCAUUGUUGCUUAAAAGCCAGUUGGGAAUGCAAAUAGGGAGCUGGACUGCAACGGUCGAGAUCCUGAUAGCUGUGGCAAGCUCACACGUUCAGUUUAACUCAGAAGUGAAAAAACAGAACUUUGAAUUACGUCAUUUUCGUCCGUCCCACCUUCAAGCUACAAAGAGAAACAGAAACAUGGAUGCCUCUAUGAAAACUUGUCUUUUUAAUCGUCCUGUCCGAGCACCAGAAUCUAGCCAGCUUAAUAUUAUUUACCGUCUCAAAACAGAAAACUGUAGGUCCAGUGUUAAAGACUGAUGUACGUUAGAUCUAAAGAAAAUACAAGCUUUAAUCAGACGGUUUGUGGGCGGAGCCUCUGAGCCUGAGCUCUAUAAUCGUACUAGCAAGUGACAUGAUUGAUUUCAGCAACAGAACCAAAUUUAAAUUUUAUGCAAAUUAGUUGCAACGUGAUUAUAACCAUGACUUCAGUUCAUCCUGUCAUGUACGACCUCGUUAAACGCAUAUAGAGAUGUUAGGAAUAAAAAAAUUCAAGCUCAGAAGGAAGCAGCAGCGAUCGCCAGUGCGUCCGGCGAGCACACGUGACACAAGCGACUCGUCACUUGCUAGCGUAAACGCUAACUACAUCGGAGUCUGCUUCUGCUCCCGAAGUGCCGCGAAACUGUCUGGAAGUCUGCGGAGGAGUUAAAUCACCGGCAGGAAACAGUAAAUCUCCUGUUCGGAUCUGUGUUCUCAGCUUCACACCGACCUGCGCGGUCUCUCUCACACACUAAAUAAAUAAAUAAAUAAAUAAAUAACAUAAGCCCGGACAGAAUAUAUACAACUUAGAAAAAUGUCCUUGAACUUUCCGCUGAGUGUUUCAUCACAUUGUCGUUGAUUUAUAAUGACAUCCUGUGCUCAUGCAGACGUGCCAUGUCAUUUUUCUUUCUUUCUUUUUUUUUCUCCUCUCGUCUGGAAAUCCAGAACAGAGAGGCAUUUUUAAUUCAUGAGUUAGCGGUCAGUAAGGUGUGUUUUCCACCUCUGUUUGGGUGUUUAUUUGUGUGUGCGUGAGAGUUGCGAGGGGCUCAGGGCCGUAUAUUUCACACCGAAAAUGAGCCCUCAUCCGUGCGCAGUGAUUGUGCUCAUAAAUAAGCGAGGGGAUGAAUCACCUGCUGUCUGCGCCAUGCAUGUUGAUAACGCAUUGUUAUUUUGGGUCCAUUUGUACAGCGCUGCCAGUCGGCAGACUUCACUUAACACACUCACUCGUCUCCGAGAGAAUCCCAGAAAUCCGACACGUUGACUUUGGUGAAUGCGAGCGUGGUUUUUUUUUUUCCUCUCGUAUACGUUUUGUUUUUUUUGUUUUUUUUUUUAUUCACCAAGAGGAUUUAGAGUGUAGAGAUGUGGACAGUGAGGUAUGGCAUGUGUGCGGUAACGUAUCCGUGAUCCUAGGACUGGGUGAAUUUAUCGAUGUUGUGAUAAAUUACGUCACAAAAGGCUUUUUUUUUUUCAAGAUAUCGUGAUAUCCUUAUUUAUUUAUUUAUUUAUUUAUUUAUUUUUAAUCGUUAAAAACCGAAUGAAAGCAGCUGAUUUGAUCUUAAAAUUUUGGACUUGAUCUUUAAAAUUGGAGAAAAAAAACUAGGUCUCAAAUAGGUUUCAUUCUUUUCUUUUAUUUAUUUAUUUUUAAUUUUUUUUUUAUCAACCAUACUGUAUUGCUGGGGAAUGAACAAACUUAAAUACAUACCAUUUAUUCUAGAAACCUCUUGGAGAAUCACAGUGAGCCAUAACAGACACCAGGGAUACUAAACAUGGACAUGUGGGCAGGGAUAGGAAAACUGCAGACAUUUAAUUGAUCAAAUUCAGUCUUCACAGAUUUGAACUACCAUUCUGGGUUUUUUUAUAUAUAUAAUAAUAAUAAUGAUAACAAAACAGAAUUGCUUUUGGACACGACAGUAAAGGCACAGCAGCCGUCAGUAACGUCUAAGUGUUUUCUUUGGUUUGUUUGUUUGUUUUUCUGGCAAUUUACCGGGACAGGGUUGUGUGUGAACUUUGAGGUGAAAUGCUGGAAAACUUGACCUGGAUCUUCGAUCCAUCCAUUUUCCGUACCACUUAUCCUACACAGGGUCGCGGGGAGCCUGGAGCCUAUCCCAGGGAACUCGGGGCACGAAGCGGGGGACACUCUGGACAGGGGGCCAGCCCAUCAGGGCACGGCCACACACCCAUUCACAUAUUACAAACAAUUUACAGACAACUACGUAAAUUAACGACGUCAAAUAAACACGUGGUCAUUGUUCAGUGCACCACAGACGUCGCAUAAGGCAUUUCCAGAAUUUUCCAGAGUGCCAUGUAUGAACAGUUUGGGGUUAAAAGUGUUCUGGGAAAUCCUUUUAACAUUCUCCACCUGGUACGCUUGAAAAACCCGGAACGUCCCAUUUAGUUAUCUGCUUUAAAUCUCUUGAACCAAGUGAUAUAAGGCUUAAAGAUGAACCAGACCUUGAAGUUUCUCCACUGUUGGAAGCGAUGCCACCAGAACAGACUCUCAGCAGAUCUCCUGCUACUUCCAUGGCUUACGGAGUGUCGGAGCGUUAAGCGAUGGAAACGGACGGACACGGGUACUCGGAUGGCUCCCUCUUCGGACUGGAUCCGAUGGAAAAUGACAAGAAAAGACAAAAACAGUGUCGGUGUUUCCUGUCUCUUCUGCAGAUUUCAGUGUGAAAACGAUUAAACAAACGAGUGAUAAUCAGCGGCGCAUUGCUCUGUGGAGACGUGGCGGGCACGGGUAAUCAGAUGUGGCAUUUCUGCUCCGUAACGAGCUUUUCUUCGUCGGGAAAACAAGCAGAUUGUUCUCGCCUGCCAUUUGAUCCUCCGGAUGAACUUCGUCUCCGCUUAGCGACUCAACUCCUGCGUUCGCACGUUUCUCUCCAGCAACGAAGACGUGCAUCUGAGAUUUAAAGCACACAGAAGGGAGAGCACAUGUGUUGGCUGAACAAGGAGACCUCGAAGGCCGCGCUUUGAAAUCGCUCUUCUCCAAGGACAGAAAGAGGGUCUGUUUCGACGUAUU
Messenger RNA from Ictalurus furcatus (blue catfish), 7531 nucleotides. RefSeq names its product trichohyalin-like. The transcript has 20 exons. Gene Ontology annotation, biological process: spermatogenesis. Bases 1512 to 4367 code for a protein of 951 amino acids. Lineage: Eukaryota; Metazoa; Chordata; Actinopteri; Siluriformes; Ictaluridae. The record is from RefSeq and is a predicted model, not a curated record.